CUACAAAUUAAGUUCAAAACUGACAUGUUUUAGACCUUGUGAGCUACUUAAGCUGACAUCCACCAGGUUAAUGCUGUCCAUUAAUUCUUUUCUUUUUCUCUUCCACUUGUUUCAUCCUAUUAACAUAUACUGUUUUGCAAUCAUUUCCCUAAAACUUUUGGUGUUUUCUUCUCACGGGCCAAAUAUUGCAAAAAAAUUUGUUAAUUUCUUCUUUCUUCUAGUGCUGAUAAUCUCGUCCGUAGCUAUCUUCCUUUCUGAAGGCUAAAGCUAGAAACUGCUAUCACAACCAUUGCUUCAAUGCUCCAAAAAGCUUUAUUGAUCCUAUUGGGAGUAUCAAUUUCCAAAGCCAUCAAAUUCAUCUCUCGUUCGCGUAAUGGUAACCAACCUGUUGCUAUUGCUGCUAGCUCUGAAGACGAUAUUAUUUUAACUCAAACGGUUUCUCCUCCUACUACCAAGUAUGAUGUGUUCCUUAGUUUUAGAGGAGAAGACGCUCGCCACAAUUUUGCAAGUUAUCUUUACAAAGGACUUCGAGAUGCAAGCAUCCAUACUUUUAUGGAUCACAAACUUCGAAAAGGAGAAUCAAUCUCACCGAUUCUUCUAAGAACAAUAGAGGAAUCAGAAAUAUCUAUCCUUCAAGCAUACGCAAACAAAAUGGGAAUUUUGGAAAAGGAUUUGAUGUAUUGAAGCAAAGAUUUAAAGA
Molecule: messenger RNA, 700 nt
Organism: Neltuma alba
Lineage: Eukaryota; Viridiplantae; Streptophyta; Magnoliopsida; Fabales; Fabaceae
Product: toll/interleukin-1 receptor-like protein
Exons: 3
Coding region: 298-684 (128 amino acids)
Biological process (GO): signal transduction
Source: RefSeq, a predicted model, not a curated record